Humulus lupulus (European hop) is the source of this 1562-nucleotide messenger RNA. RefSeq lists its product as uncharacterized. Gene Ontology annotation, biological process: protein desumoylation. The transcript is spliced from 5 exons. Gene Ontology annotation, cellular component: nucleus. NCBI's taxonomy places the organism in Eukaryota, Viridiplantae, Streptophyta, Magnoliopsida, Rosales, Cannabaceae. Bases 19 to 1476 code for a protein of 485 amino acids. The record is from RefSeq and is a predicted model, not a curated record. Gene Ontology annotation, molecular function: deSUMOylase activity.
AAAGAAGAUCAUAUUGUAAUGAAAAAAGAUAUUGCUGAUAUGAAAACAAAGAUGAAUGACAUUGAGGACGGAAUGAAACGUUUCUUUGAUUUUAUGGAGGUUUUUAUGAAGAAACAUGAUGCAAAGAAGGAAGUUCCUGGUGAAGGGCAAGGAGAAGGAGAAGAGGAGAAGGUGAAGAACAAAGAUCAGAAGUCUUCUUCUCAAGAGGAGAAAUUCUUAUUUGAAGAUGAUUUGCAUCAAAGUAUGAAUGACUUCAACACUGUAGAAUGUGUUGCUCCUUUAGCAAUUAUCCCGGUUUCCAAUGUCGAACCAAUACAAAAUGAUCUUGAAGAAUUUUCAACAAAUAAAUUUGAUAUUGGCCAUGACAAAGAUUUUGAGACCACUCCAACUUUUAAUAUUUUAUCCCAAUCAUCAAAUGACAAUCAUGAGGUUAAGAAAAAAUACUCAAGAAAGAAAAGGGAAAGGAAACCAAGUAAAUUUGUUUCUUCUCCAUAUACUCAUAAUUUGUCAGCAAUUGUUUUUGGUUUGUCCAAUGAACGAAGAAAAAAGAAAGAACAUUUCGUUGGACGAUUUCCUUUCGAGAGCGAAUUUGAUGAUAUGCCUUCAACGGAGUUGGAAGAAAGAUUCAUGUCAUGGUACAAGCUUGGCCUUAAGAAGUAUAGGUCUAAAAAAGAACCCUUCCAUCCAUUUUAUGCAACAAUGCAUGGGUUUGUAUAUGGCGAUCAAUACAUUAAUUAUAAGAAGUGGUUCUAUGAUCUAUAUGACAAGAAUGGCCUCCUUGAUGAUAGUCAUAUUUCAAUAUCACUUUAUUAUUUGAGAAGGAAGGCUAUUUGUCAUACUUGCUUGCCUUCAUUUCAAAACUGUACUACAUCGGACUAUAUUUUUGAUGCAUUUCUUAGGCAAGUAACGGUUAGUGAAGAAGAAAUAGAAAAUUAUAAUUGGAAUAAGGAAGUGAUUAUAAUAGAUAGAAUAUUUGGAAAAUCAAUGCCGUGUGGGAAGUCAUGGUUAGAAGUCGAUUUUGUAUAUGUGCCAUUUUUUAUUUUAGGUGAAACUCACCUAAAUCAUUGGUGCUUAGGUGUUCUUGACAUUGAUAAAAGAAAAAUCUGUAUUUAUGAUUCUUACUACCAAGAUGGUGAAGAAAGCGUAAGAAAUCAUGUAAAGAAAUAUUGCCAACUUCUUCCGUAUAUUUUCGACUUCUUACGUUUCCAUGAAAAAAGAAAAGGAUAUACUUCAGGUUGUGAGGAGUUCGAGUAUUCAUGGGUACAAUGUCCAUUUCAAGUUAAUAUGACUGAUUGUGGGAUUUAUCUCAUAAAGUUCGUUGAAUUACUGAUGGCAGGGAAAUCGGUUUUUGAAAUUGGACCAGAUAAUGCAUUUUCUAUGCGGAAGAAAAUGGCAAUAGAAUUGUGGAUUCAUGGUAACGUCAAGCACAUGAAUGAAGGAUAUGAAACUCCCACUAAUGAUGUAUGCAUACAUUAAUUAUAGAAAAUGCACCAUUGGUUUUAAUUUCAAAGAUUAUAGAUUUUAGAGUUUUUCAUUUUGCUAAAACUUAGAGCUUUGUAAUU